Messenger RNA from Glarea lozoyensis ATCC 20868, 963 nucleotides. Its product is annotated as P-loop containing nucleoside triphosphate hydrolase. Gene Ontology annotation, biological process: regulation of exit from mitosis. The record is from RefSeq and is a predicted model, not a curated record. Gene Ontology annotation, cellular component: spindle pole body. Bases 1 to 963 code for a protein of 320 amino acids. Gene Ontology annotation, molecular function: GTPase activity; GTP binding. The transcript is spliced from 3 exons. Lineage: Eukaryota; Fungi; Ascomycota; Leotiomycetes; Helotiales; Helotiaceae.
AUGGACACAGAAGGAGCAUAUGACCCACGGAACGAGGGCCAUGACGAUGCAAUGGGCGGGACCGACGACGGAUCACAAUCGCACACCCCUACCCAUAACAAUGGCUUCAGCAAUCGACAACAACAUGGGCAGUCCCAGUCGGCAGAGUUCUCACAAUCUCAGCAGCACGGCGGCUACCCAGCGUCACCAAAUCCAGACGUCGAUCCAAAUGCGAGAUACCCCACGCCGCCUACAGCCUUUGCUCCCUCGAUCUCAAGACCCAACUCAGGACUCUCUGGCAAUGGUGGUUACGGAAACAUGCAGCAAUCCUCAUAUCAAGACCAGAACUCGCGGAGCGCAGCGGGCGGGGAACAGAGUCGGAACAACAGCAACAGCAAUAAGAAUAGCGUGGUGAUCAAGGUGGGCAUGGUAGGGGAUGCACAGAUAGGCAAGACAUCACUGAUGGUGAAAUACGUCGAGGGAAGCUGGGACGAGGAUUACAUUCAGACGCUAGGAGUCAAUUUCAUGGAGAAAACAAUAUCGAUACGUAACACCGAAAUCACAUUUUCCAUCUGGGAUCUGGGAGGACAGAGGGAGUUUGUUAACAUGUUACCUUUGGUGUGCAACGACGCCGUGGCUAUAUUAUUCAUGUUCGACUUAACGAGGAAGAGCACGUUGAAUAGUAUCAAGGAAUGGUAUAGACAAGGGCGGGGGUUUAACAAAACAGCGAUUCCAUUUCUGGUUGGCACCAAGUAUGAUCAUUUCGUCAACUUCCCACGGGAAGACCAAGAGGAGAUAUCGAAUCAGGCCCGGAGGUUCGCCAAGGCAAUGAGAGCCAGUCUUAUCUUCAGCAGUACAAGUCACAGUAUCAACGUCCAAAAGAUCUUCAAAAUCGUCCUUUCAAAAGCCUUCGACCUAAAAUGCACCAUCCCCGAAAUCGAAAACGUCGGCGAACCCCUCCUCCUCUACCAAUCCGUAGGCUAG